UCCCUUAACCAUCAAAACCCCAUAAUAUAUAAAUGUCCUUAUCUUAAUUCAUAUACCAUAAAGUUUGUGUAUGGUUUAAAGUUGGGCAAAGAAAGAAUAACAACGCAUCUUGAUUUAGAAAUGGGGAAUAGCUUGGGAGGGAAAAAGAUGACCAAAGUGAUGAAAAUAAACGGGGAAACAAUGAAGUUGAAGACCCCAGUGAGAGCAGAGCAAGUGGUGAAAGAUUAUCCAGGGCAUGUACUGUUAGAAUCCGAAGCCGUUAAGCAUUUCGGGAUUCGAGCAAAGCCAUUGCAGUCGCAUCAAAACUUGGAGCCCAAGAGGCUUUACUUCUUGGUAGAGUUGCCAGAGGCUCCCAAAGAGAGAGUUCCGAGAAGGGUCCGGUCGGGAAUAAACAUGAGUGCUAAAGACAGGCUGGAAAGCUUGAUGCUAUCGAGGAGAUCCGUGUCGGAUCUUACACUCAUGAAACCCAUAAUUGCGAUCCCCGAGGAGGAGAAUGAAGAGGAAGGAGGAGGGUCGGAGAGUGGAGCAAUGAGGGUAAAAAUGAGGCUUCCCAAGUCCCAAGUUGAGAGAUUGAUCAAAGAAAGUCUAAAUGAGAGAGAGGCAGCAGAGAAAAUCAUGCAACUUUGUGUGGCAAACACCGGGAACAGCUCACGUGCUGAAGCUGAUAAGCAGCCGCAACUGCAUUGGAAAGCCAGCCAUGGAAGCAUCGGAGAUGGUUUCAAGGCUCGUGAGAAACGGGUGAGUUUCAUGGCAAUGAAUGAAGGAGGGAGCCAAAUAGCAGUGACAUCUUAAAGGCAUGAAAUAUGAGGUGCAGAGACCUCCCUUGCCUUCCAACUUAAUUUCACUACACCUCUGCUUACAUUUCAAACCAUCACUUGUGUUUUUCUUCUCUCUUUUUUGUGUACAUACAACAAAUUUAGCUUUGAAGCUUUAGGGUUUUCAUCGAAGAGCUUAGAGUACCGAGAGAUGUAACCUUUUCCUCGGAUGAUUAUAUGAAAAUCUUUCGCAUUCUAUCUA
Molecule: messenger RNA, 1017 nt
Organism: Gossypium raimondii (Peruvian cotton)
Lineage: Eukaryota; Viridiplantae; Streptophyta; Magnoliopsida; Malvales; Malvaceae
Exons: 2
Coding region: 121-792 (223 amino acids)
Source: RefSeq, a predicted model, not a curated record